Molecule: messenger RNA, 1952 nt
Organism: Mercurialis annua (annual mercury)
Lineage: Eukaryota; Viridiplantae; Streptophyta; Magnoliopsida; Malpighiales; Euphorbiaceae
Exons: 7
Coding region: 204-1781 (525 amino acids)
Source: RefSeq, a predicted model, not a curated record
AGAACCCAAAACCCAAAUCCAAACACAAAUCCAAAAACAACCCAGGCAACUUUUUACUACAUACGUGUCCUUACUUAAAUUCGCCACCUCAUCCCAACUCAUCAGAACUGUCAACUUAAAUAACUAACAACCCCCCAUUUUUUCCCCUUCUCUUCAUCUUCUUCCACACCUGAAAAAAUCGAACAAUCCAAUCCAAUCCAAUCAUGCGAUUGAAAUUCGUGAUCUCAGUGUUCUUAUUAGUCUGGUUAGGGUUAGGGUUUGAUUCAAUUCACGUGGAAGCUUUAUCCGUACCGUUUCGUGCUAACGACGUGCUUCCGAUUUUGCCUCGUCAGAUAUCUUGGCCUCUGCUCAAUAAUAUUCACAGUGCACUUGAUUUAUUGCCGUAUUAUGUUGGCUCUUUAGCCCCUAAUAAUGGCUCUGUUCAGUGGAAAGGCGCUUGCUUUUAUGAAAACGAGGCUCGUAUUGACUUCACUGAGAGUGAUCGAGAGCCGUCCGAUUUAGGAGGCGGCGUUAUUUAUCUUAAGACAUCCGCGGCACACAGCUGGACGUGUAUGGAUUUGUAUGUUUUCGCGACUCCUUAUAGAGUUACAUGGAAUUACUACUUCUCUGCACGAGAACAUACUUUAGAGCUUAGUUCAUGGGAAGAAAAUGCUGAGAGGGACUAUGUGAAGCAACACGGAGUUUCUGUAUUUCUUAUGCCGUCGGGAAUGAUGGGGACUUUGCUUUCUUUAGUAGAUGUCUUGCCUUUGUUUUCUAAUACUGGUUGGGGUCAGAAUGCUAACUUAGCUUUUCUAAGGAAGCACAUGGGUGCUAACUUUGAGAGCCGUCCUCAGCCCUGGCAGGCUAUCAUUAAUCCUGAUGACGUUCAGUCAGGUGAUUUUCUGGCUAUGUCAAAGAUCCGCGGUCGCUGGGGUGGAUUUGAGACAUUGGAGAAGUGGGUAACUGGUGCAUUUGCUGGUCAUACAGCAGUUUGCUUGAAAGAUGAAAUGGGGAAUCUUUGGGUUGCUGAAUCAGGACAUGAGAAUGAAAAGGGUGAAGAAAUUAUAGCAGUAAUCCCAUGGGAUGAGUGGUGGGAAUUGUCUCUAAAAGAUAGUUCUAAUCCACAAAUAGCUUUGCUUCCUUUACAUCCAGAUGUGCGUGCUAGGUUCAACUCAACUGCAGCUUGGGAGUAUGCUCGGAGCAUGUCAGGCAAGCCAUAUGGCUAUCACAACAUGAUAUUUAGUUGGAUAGACACAAUAGCUGACAACUACCCACCACCUCUCGACACUCACUUGAUCAUUUCUGCCAUGUCCAUGUGGACUAGGGUUCAGCCAGCUUAUGCCGCAAAUAUGUGGAAUGAGGCUCUAAAUAAACGGCUGGGGACCGAGGGUCUGGACUUGUAUGAAAUUUUAGCCGAGGUAGGAAAACGCGGCAAAACCUUCGAUGAGCUGCUUACAGCACCGGAACAAGAUGAUUGGAUAUAUAGUGAUGGAAAAUCAACAACAUGUGUUGCUUUUAUCCUUGCAAUGUACAAGGCAGCUGGAGUUUUUAAUCCCAUUUCCAGCUCUAUUCAAGUUACUGAAUUUACUAUUCGUGAUGCAUACAUGCUUAAAAUAUUCGAGGAUAAUCAGACAAGACUACCAAUCUGGUGCAGUAAUGAUAACGGGCGACUCCCAUUUUGCCAGAUUCUCGGCGAGUAUUGGAUGGAAUUGCCUGAAUACAACAGUUUAGAGCCGUAUGCCAACAUGAAUGAAAACUGCCCCUCUUUGGCUCCCACAUAUGAGAGGCCUAAUCGAUGCUGAUAUGAAUCCAAGCUGUGUAAAAUUCUAUUGUACUUCAAGUUGAUAUCUUUUAGUUUGUAAAUACAACACUUAUUUCGUUUCCGCUUUCCACUCCAUAGACGCAAGGCUGUAUAUAAAUAUUACUCUAGUAACAUUUAAGCUUUUCACAGAACCCUGUAAGGGGAACUCAUA